Molecule: messenger RNA, 461 nt
Organism: Acomys russatus (golden spiny mouse)
Lineage: Eukaryota; Metazoa; Chordata; Mammalia; Rodentia; Muridae
Gene: Mpc1l
Product: mitochondrial pyruvate carrier 1 like
Exons: 1
Coding region: 33-461 (142 amino acids)
Biological process (GO): pyruvate import into mitochondria
Cellular component (GO): mitochondrial inner membrane
Source: RefSeq, a predicted model, not a curated record
AGCCAUUGGUCAUAGCUACGUCAGGAUCUUCUAUGACGUUGACAUUCUGUGCUUCAUUGUUGGCUGGCAUCUUGGUCAUUGGCACUCCAGCUGAGGCAAGCAUGGCAGGGGUGGCAGCGCUGGUGCGGAAAACGGGAAACUACCUGAAGUCCAAGGAGUUCCGGGAUUACAUAACCAGCACCCACUUCUGGGGUCCUGUGGCCAACUGGGGCCUUCCACUGGCCGCCUUUAAAGAUAUGAAGGGACCGCCGGACAUCAUCAGUGGCCGCAUGACGACGGCACUCAUCUUCUACUCCAUGGCGUUUAUGCGCUUUGCCUAUCGGGUCCAGCCUCGAAACUACCUGCUGAUGGCGUGCCAUUUCACCAACGUGUUGGCACAGAGCAUCCAGGCGAAGCGUUAUGUGAUGUACCACUACGGUGGCGAAGCCAAGGCCAAAGCCAACAACCCUCUGGCCAAAUAA